CCUAAUGUAUUCAUUCACGCAAUGAAACAUAUGUUUUUCAAAAAGAUUUUCCCAUCAGGCAAGAUUAAAGGGAAUUUAAGAAAGACAAACAUAUAUAAAUUCCUAUAUAACCCUCGCUAUAAAAGAGUCGUCUGCUCCGUUUUUUAUAUAUUAGGCCUGCUUUGGAUCCUAAUCAUUUGCGUAAAUACGCCAGAACACAAUGGCGCGAAUCCCUGGAACCUAAAUAAGCAUACCUACAUAUCGGAAAAUGCAUUGUUACCAGGACUCGUGGACGAAACAUAUACGAUUACCCAUUCCAACUCUCACUCCGCUGAGAGCAUAUAUCAAAGGUUGCUAACGAAACUGAAUGAAUCAAAUCUCAUUUAUCAUAAAAACGGGCGUGACCAACACACAAAAAGUGAACAAAAUGGCGAUACUACGGGAGAGUCAAUGCGACACCUUCGGGAUGAAUGUCUGACGAAGGAAAUGGAGUCAAUUUUAGACAGUUACGGUUUAGAGGUUUACAGGCAAUCUUUCACUCUACCUCCUGCUUUCUCUCAUAAAAACGACACGAAACCCUCGCACUCGUCCGGUAUCAACCUUUAUGCGAUUCAACGAGCUACAGGGGUUACGGGUUACGAUGCCAUUCUGCUCUCCGCUUCCUUUGAUCCGGAGUACCCCUCGGAUAUAAAUUUUGGUUCUCAUAAAAAGGCUCCCAAAUCUUUGAUAACAUCCGCCAUAUUGCUCUCAUUGGCCAGGCACUUCUCCACCAGUGCGAACCAAUGGGUGGCCAAAGAUAUUAUAUUCUUAUUUACCUCCCACAAAACGGUGGGACCUCAAGUUUGGACCCGAUCUUAUUACACGGAAAGCGACGAUAACGAAAUCCUUCAAUCAAGGCCGGUUUACAGAAGCUAUUCGAGCUACAGUACAUUAGACGGGGAAGGCCGGUCCGGGUAUAUACAGGCUGCGAUGUGCUUGCAACUCGAUUAUGACGAUGGCGAUUAUAACCAAAGUAUGGAUUCAAAAUCGUUCCAAAAAUCGAACGAUAAUAAUAAUAAUAAAAUGUUCAAGUUCGAGGACACGAUCAUCAAAUUCGAAGGUAUAAAUGGAAGGUUGCCCAAUUUGGACCUGGUGAACGUGGCCCAGCGGUUAGCCUCCAAGAACGAUAUUCAAACGCGGUUUAGACGUGUCCAUGUCGACAUAUCUACGAAAGUUUGCCAAUUUACCGCUUCUAUCGGCCUUGACAAAUACAUCGGAGUUUCAUUUUCCUUGUGCAAGCCAUUGUUUAAUAUGCUCAACACUAUGAUGAAUCUAGCCUUUCCCGAGCUCUUGAAAGUCAAAGGUUCGACUCCAGGAAUAUACCCUCACGCCUUCUUCAACAAGUACGGGGUAGAUUCGGUGACCUUCUUGAUCCGACCCGGUAAGGGGAAAAUCCAUUAUGAUCCCAGUUAUAACGGUUACCGAAAAAAUUUUUCUGCUAGAACGCUUUGCAGAUUUUUGGAAGGAAUGGUUAGGAGCGUCAACAAUCUUCAAGAGAAGUUCCACCAAUCCUAUAUGUUUUACCUGCUGACCUCCAUUGACAAUUUCAUUUCUAUCGCUAAUUAUUACCCCGCUUUCGUUUUCCUCGUGAUACCGCUCAUGCUCGAUUGCGCGUAUUGUUGGUUAGCCAUCACACUUUACGCUAACCAAGGCGUCAUCAAAUUGGACGAAUCAGACAUGAUCAAUCAGCCAACGUUUCAUUAUGAUCCUUCUUCCAUUUUAAACUUCCCCGCCAUUUUGCUGAGAAUAACUAUGAAUCAUUGUGCGAGCUUGGCAUUAUAUCUCUCAUUUCCUAGAAUCGUUGCGACGAUCGGUGGCAUGCAGCCGCCAGAAACCAAUGUUUUAGCCAAAUUAUACGGAUACUUUUCUAUUCCAUCCCAUCUAAUCCCACAUGGAUCCGAUUUACUCACAAUAUUUCAAUGUUUCAGCGCGGUAUUUCUAGCAAUCGCGACAUCAAAAAUUAUCCGAUUUACCGCUAACUCACUAUGCGCUAACGAUAUCACCCGCCAAUUUCACCAAGAUGCUCCAAAAUCGUUUAAAAAGGUCUCGAAUAUUUCCAAUGACGAAAACGACGGAAAUAAGGGGGAGGAAACCAUCGAAAAGAAUGACGAUGACGGACGUUUCAUCGAAAUCAACUACACUGUGACACGAUUCAUGGGUCAACUGGAAUUGGUAUUAGGGCUUUUCGCCAUAUCUCUGAUAAAUUUUGCUCUGGCUUACUUUGUGGCCCUCUUUUUAGCUCUUUUGUCGUUCGCACCUCACGUGAAUCUCCUCGGAUUUCGGUUUGAUAACUCGAAGGUUAAGAAGAAAUCAUCGCACAUUAAAGCUCAUUUUUUCAAACCUUUAGUCCGUUUGACUAUACUCGUACUAACGUGCCCAUUCGUGAUAUUUUCGAUAUUGUGUUACGCUCGCCUUUCCUUAUCCGCGCCACGCAAUGAACACGUCUACCUUCGGGAAUUCACGUUUGAUAACUUGUAUCUACUCUUCCUAACGGACAAAUUAUACGGGGUUUGGACGUUCAAAAUAUUUUGCCUAUUCUGCCUUCCUAUCUGGAUGUCGCUUUACUGAAGACUUCACAAAGAAAUCUACCGAUAAAUAAAGAAUCGUCAUUGAUAAAUAUAUCACAAUUUUUUUGUAUUGAAGCAACUCUUAG
Messenger RNA from Gordionus sp. m RMFG-2023, 2671 nucleotides. RefSeq names its product glycosylphosphatidylinositol anchor attachment 1 protein-like. The record is from RefSeq and is a predicted model, not a curated record. Gene Ontology annotation, biological process: attachment of GPI anchor to protein. Gene Ontology annotation, cellular component: membrane; GPI-anchor transamidase complex. Lineage: Eukaryota; Metazoa; Nematomorpha; Gordioida; Chordodea; Parachordodidae. The transcript is spliced from 8 exons. Bases 22 to 2586 code for a protein of 854 amino acids.